AUGGCACUGCGCCGCAGCUGGCACCGCCCGAUCCUCGGGGCUCGCGGCUUCUUUGACAAGGUCGGCCGCGACUGGGAGACUGCGUGGACGCAGCAGGUCACGCCGUGGGAGCUACAGGCCGUGAACCCGUCCUUUGUCGAGGGCCUUGCCCACGUCGAGAAGCGGGGCGGUCGCGCCCUCCAAGGCUGGGCAGCGACGGGCCUCGAUAUCUCGCCGACGGCCGUUGCCAAAGCCCGAGCCGUCGUUGGCGACAACGUCCGCGUCGCCGACUUCUUCACGUACAGCGCGCCCGAGCCCUUUGACUUGGUGUACGACUACCUCUUCUUUGCCGCAAUCGAGCCAGAGAUGCGCGGUCGCGCCGCUGCGCAGUUUAAAGCGCUCUUGCAUCCGACAUCCGGUGUUCUCCUUACGCUGCUUUUCCCGUAUGUGACCGAGCAUGGGGCGAUGAGGAAAGCCGGACCGCCCUACGAGCUGUCACUCCAAGACUAUAAGGACGUCUUGGAGCCGGCAGGCUUAACGCUGCAAGCGACGAUCCAGCCGUCGACCAGCAUCAAACCCCGUCGCGGGCGCGAGCUCCUCGCGUUCUGGGGCUGCACCCAAGAAGCUUCGUAG
This is a messenger RNA of Saprolegnia parasitica CBS 223.65, 612 nucleotides long. RefSeq lists its product as hypothetical. NCBI's taxonomy places the organism in Eukaryota, Oomycota, Saprolegniomycetes, Saprolegniales, Saprolegniaceae. The transcript is spliced from 3 exons. The coding region runs from base 1 to 612 and encodes 203 amino acids. The record is from RefSeq and is a predicted model, not a curated record. Gene Ontology annotation, molecular function: S-adenosylmethionine-dependent methyltransferase activity.